This is a messenger RNA of Peromyscus leucopus (white-footed mouse), 2121 nucleotides long. Its product is annotated as carcinoembryonic antigen-related cell adhesion molecule 3-like. NCBI's taxonomy places the organism in Eukaryota, Metazoa, Chordata, Mammalia, Rodentia, Cricetidae. Gene Ontology annotation, cellular component: external side of plasma membrane. Gene Ontology annotation, biological process: T cell activation. The record is from RefSeq and is a predicted model, not a curated record.
AUGGAGGUGUACUCUGUGAUGCCCUGUAAGGGCUGCACCCCUUGGCAGGGGCUCCUGCUCACUGCCUCCCUUUUCACCUGCUGUCACCUGUCUACCACGGCCCAAGUCACCAUUGAAUCAGUGCCACCCCAAGUUGUUGAAGGAGAAAACGUUCUCCUCCGUGUUCAUAAUCUACCAGAGAAUCUUCUAGCCUUUAUCUGGCACAAAGGGGCAAGGAAUAUGAGCCUUAGAAUUGCACUGUAUUCACUGGCCAAGGAUACAUGUGUGAAAGGUCCCGUACACAGUGGUAGAGAGACAGUGUACAGCAACGGAUCCCUGCAGAUCCACAAUGUCACCCAGAAGGACAUAGGAUUCUACACCUUACGAACCAUUAAUAGACGCAUAGGAAUUGCAUCAAUAACAACCAAGUACCUUCACGUGUACACCUCCCUUGUGGACUGUGGGCACCAUCUCACCUCUGCCCAGCCCACUAUUGAAUCAGUGCCACCCAGUGUUGCAGAAGGGUCAAGCGUUCUUCUACUUGUUCACAAUCUCCCACAGAAUCUUCUAGCCUUUUUCUGGUACAAAGGGAUGGUUGUGUUCAACAACCUUGAAAUUUCGAGACACGUAAUAUUUACAAAUUCAAGCAUGCUGGGUCCUGCACACAGUGGCAGAGAGACAGUGUACAACAAUGGAUCCCUGCUGCUCCAGAACGUCACCUCGAAAGACACCGGACUGUACACUCUACGAACUGUGGCCACAGAUCUGAAAGCUGAAGUAUUGCACGUGCAAGUCCAGGUGGACACCUUCUCUUUGACCUAUGGGUGCCCUCCCUCCUAUGCCCAGCCCACUGUUGAGUCAGUGCCGCCCAGAGUUGCAGAAGGAGCAAGUGUUCUUCUAAUGGCUCACCACCUCCCAGAGAAUCUUCUAGCCUUUUUAUGGUACAAAGGUGUGAUUGUAUUAAAGAACCACGAGAUUGCCCGACACAUAAUAGCCAAGAAUUCAAGUGUGCUGGGCCCUGCACACAGUGGUCGAGAGACUGUGUACAGCAAUGGAUCCCUGCUGCUCCAGGAUGUUACCUGGAAAGACACUGGAUUGUAUACUCUAAGGACUCUAAGUACAGAUCUGAAAAAAGGAUUAGUGUAUGUGCAACUCCUGGUGGACACCUCCCUUUCUACAUGCUGUAACCCUCUCAUGAUUGAACCAGUGCCAUGGAAUGCUGCUGUAGGGGAAAGCGUUCUUUUCCUUGUUCACAAUCUGCCAGAAGAUGUGAGAACCUUUUCCUGGUAUAAAGGAGUGUCUAGCUUUCAGAUGUUUAAAAUGGCAGAAUACAACAGAACAAUGAAUUCCAUCACCCCAGGUCCUGCCCACAGCAGAAGAGCAAUGGUGUGUACUAAUGGAUCUCUGCUGCUUCAGGACGUCACUGAGGAAGAUGCAGGAUUCUACACACUACAAACUUUAAAUAGAAAUUUGAAAACUGAAACAACACAUGUACAGCUCCAUGUGAACCCCUGCAGGAACGCUAUCACCACCGCCAAGCUCACUGUUGAAUCAGUCCCACCCAAUGUUGUUGAAGGGGAAAACAUUCUUCUGUUUGUUCAUAACAUCCCAGAGAACCUUCGUGCCUUUUCCUGGUACAAAGGGGUAACCAUUGUCAAUAGCCGUGCGAUUGCAUGGUACUCGGUACCCACUAAUAGAAGUUUGCUGGGGCCUGCACACAGUGGUAGAGAGACUGUGUACCCCAACGGAUCCCUGCUGCUCCACAACGCCACCCAGAAGGACACUGGAUUCUACACCCUACGAACCUUAAAUAUACAGCUUGAAACUCAAGAAACACGCAGGCACAUCCACGUAUACAAGCCUGUGUCAGAGCCCUUCCUGGGAGUCUCUGACACCACAGUCCCAGUCCAGAGCUCUGUGCUCUUCACUUGCCUCUCAGCUAACACUGGAAUCUCCAUCCGUUGGAUCUUCAAUAACCAGAGUCUGCACCUCACAGAGAGGAUGACCCUGUCCCCAACGAAGUGCAGACUCAGCAUAGAUCCUGUCAGGAGGGAGGAUGCUGGAGAGUAUCAGUGUGAGGUCUCCAACCCAGUCAGUUCAAAGACCAGUCUCCCAGUCAGGCUGGCCAUAAUGAAUGAAUGA